Messenger RNA from Aureobasidium melanogenum CBS 110374, 777 nucleotides. Its product is annotated as NAD(P)-binding protein. The transcript has 4 exons. The coding region runs from base 1 to 777 and encodes 258 amino acids. The record is from RefSeq and is a predicted model, not a curated record. Lineage: Eukaryota; Fungi; Ascomycota; Dothideomycetes; Dothideales; Saccotheciaceae. Gene Ontology annotation, molecular function: oxidoreductase activity, acting on the CH-OH group of donors, NAD or NADP as acceptor.
AUGACAACAUUACUUGCAGGAAAGGUCGCUGCCAUCACAGGUGCAGUGACAGGCAUUGGACGUGCCAUAGCCCUCGAGUAUUUGCGCCAGGGUGCAGCCGUCGCUGUAAAUCAUUAUCCAGACACAAAUUCCGAUGACCAGUUCAAGAGCAUGAAGGAAGAGGCUGGUGCUGGUGCAAAGCUCAUUGCCAUACCUGGUGACAUUGCAAAGCCAGAAACUGGAACCGAUUUCAUUUCCAAGACGGUAUCAGAGUUUGGCAGGCUGGAUGUGUUUGUGAGCAAUGCCGGUGUUUGCCAGUUUGCCGAGUUUUUAAGUCUGAGCCCUGAGCUUCUCAAAUCGACCGUAUCCAUCAACCUCGAAGGUGCUUUCUUCGCCGUCCAGGCAGCUGCUCGUCAAAUGAAGGAGCAAUCCCCUCAAGGCGGCAGCAUCAUUGGUGUUUCAUCCAUCAGCGCCCUCGUUGGUGGUGCCGGACAAACACACUACACACCUACCAAGGCAGGCAUUCUAUCACUUAUGCAGAGCUGUGCCUGCGCUCUAGGCCCGUACAACAUUCGAUGUAACGCUCUGCUACCGGGUACAAUCCGUACUCAACUCAACGAUGAAGACCUGGCAGACCCGAAGAAGAGGGAGUAUAUGGAGGGCCGCAUCCCGCUUCGCAGAUUAGGCCAACCCCAUGAUCUUGCUGGACCCGCGGUAUUCCUCGCUUCGAAUCUCUCAUCAUAUGUUUCUGGCGCCCAGCUAUUAGUAGACGGUGGCGCUUUUGUCAAUUUUCAGUAG